AUGAACCAUCGCCUGGUCAAGUCCGACUACACCGUCAGACUCACGAUCGAGAUGGGUAACGGUCGCCGAAUCAUUCUUCCCGAGCGCGAGGUCCAAGCAGUUUACCCCAAGAUCGUCUAUGAUUACUGGAAGGCUUUGGGUGGCCGUUGUUCCGCUACCGGGUACGAUAUGUGGCACCCUUUCCACAUCCUCGGCCGCCGAGUGAAGAGAGGCGGCAAUCAGCUCGAGUACAGAGUUCAGUGGGUGGGCUAUUCCAAGCGGGAGACGUCGUGGGAGAGUGGUGAAGAUUUGGCCAUCUGGUCGCCUGAACUCAAGGAAGAUUACGACAAGUCGGUUUGGAUGCAAGAGUGA
Fusarium pseudograminearum CS3096 is the source of this 351-nucleotide messenger RNA. RefSeq lists its product as uncharacterized. The record is from RefSeq and is a predicted model, not a curated record. The transcript has a single exon. Lineage: Eukaryota; Fungi; Ascomycota; Sordariomycetes; Hypocreales; Nectriaceae. Bases 1 to 351 code for a protein of 116 amino acids.